GACAUCCACUUUCUCUCUCAAGAAACACAUCUCGAUUUUCACUGCAGCGUUGUCGUCGUCGCCUUCUCGACUGCAUCACUCGGUGGUUGAAAGAGUUAUUCGAUGACCAUGUUUAACUAUAAUUCUCAUACCCUAGUCGGGAUGACUACGGCAGCUAUCAGGGUGAUUGAAGCUGAUGAUAUCGAAUUCGGAACUCUGUCUUGGUUUACACAUGCCGGAAUUUCAUGUUUUCUUGUUAUCUUUGCGGGAAUAAUGUCCGGCCUCACCCUUGGCUUGAUGUCCCUUAAUCUCGUAGAACUCGAGAUUCUCCAAAGAAGCGGAACUGUUUCCGAGAAGAAGCAAGCAGCUUCUAUUCUACCAGUUGUUCAAAAACAGCACCAGCUUCUUGUGACUCUGCUUUUGUGUAACGCAUGUGCUAUGGAGGCUCUUCCUAUAUACCUGGACAAAAUUUUCCAUCCCUUUGUAGCUAUUGUGCUCUCUGUAACAUUUGUUUUAACUUUUGGUGAGGUCAUUCCACAAGCCAUUUGCACAAAAUAUGGGCUUGCAGUAGGAGCAAAUUUUGUGUGGCUUGUUCGUAUUCUAAUGAUCAUAUGCUAUCCUAUUGCUUACCCAAUUGGUAAAAUUUUAGAUGCUGUGCUAGGACAUAAUGAUGCGUUGUUUAGGCGUGCUCAGUUGAAAGCCCUUGUCUCUAUCCAUGGUCAGGAGGCUGGAAAGGGAGGUGAACUUACUCAUGAUGAAACUACCAUCAUAAGUGGAGCUCUCGAUCUGACUUUGAAGACAGCUGAGGAGGCCAUGACACCGAUUGAAUCAACAUUUUCUUUGGAUGUCAAUUCAAAAUUGGAUUGGGAAGCAAUUGGAAAAAUCCUUGCAAGGGGUCAUAGUCGCGUUCCUGUCUAUUCAGGAAAUCCAACAAACAUCAUAGGACUUUUAUUGGUAAAAAGUCUUCUUACAGUUCGACCGGAAACAGAGACUCCAGUUAGUGCAGUAUCCAUCCGAAGAAUACCUAGGGUUCCGGCAGAUAUGCCCUUGUAUGAUAUACUUAAUGAGUUUCAGAAGGGAAACAGUCAUAUGGCAGCUGUUGUGAAAGUCAGAGAAAAAAGAAAAUUUUCUCAAACUGUUUUUAUAGGGGAGAAAUCUGAAGAAACUGAGUCUGCAUCUGAGCAUUCACAUUUGACCACCCCCUUGUUACAAACACCCAAUGAGCAGUUGGCUGAUGUUGUUAUAGAUGUCCUCACAAGCAAGCAAAAUGAUAGUCCACAUGAUAAUGCCUCAACCAAUAACUUGAUGCAACAUUCUGAUGAUAGUGAAGACGGGGAAGUCAUUGGCAUCAUUACACUUGAAGAUGUUUUUGAAGAACUUCUACAGGAAGAAAUUGUGGAUGAAACCGACGUAUACAUUGAUGUCCAUAAAAGGAUUCGUGUAGCUGCUGCCGCUGCAGCUUCAUUAAUUGCUCGAGCCCCUUCAAACAAAAAGUUAAUUGCUCAAAAGCCAGUGGGAAACCAAGGUAAUAAGAAUAAGCAAGAGCAUGUAGUAAUAAGCAAGCCCUCUGAGGACGAGCAAAGCUUAAAAAAGAUAUUGGUUUCCCCAACGCAGCAACCAUCUUUGGGAAGUAACAGAUGACAAUAACAAAGUACUAGACAGAGUAAUAAGCCAUUUUCCAAUUUUUCUCUUUUGGGAGCAGCUUUUGUAAAAUUAUAUUAUACCAUGUAACUUGUUACUUGUUUGUUUGGGAGUAAUGUCUGUAAUGGCAGUUUGGCAAUUAUCUUCUAUAAAACUUGUUUAA
Impatiens glandulifera is the source of this 1783-nucleotide messenger RNA. Its product is annotated as DUF21 domain-containing protein At4g14240-like. Gene Ontology annotation, cellular component: intracellular membrane-bounded organelle. The record is from RefSeq and is a predicted model, not a curated record. The coding region runs from base 103 to 1620 and encodes 505 amino acids. NCBI's taxonomy places the organism in Eukaryota, Viridiplantae, Streptophyta, Magnoliopsida, Ericales, Balsaminaceae. The transcript is spliced from 13 exons. Gene Ontology annotation, biological process: magnesium ion homeostasis.